AUGGCCCGACCCACAACCAUACAUAGGGCCUUUAUCGGUCUGUCCACCGCGUUCUGGCUUGCGCUGGCGAGGGCUCCAGGAUGCAAUGUGUUCGGCGAAGACAUUGAACGAUUGCAACUAACCGUCUCGUAUCAAACUGAUACCCGGCUCCAUGUGAAGAUCACGGACGCCUCGAAACCUCGAUACGAAGUACCAGAUGAAGUCUUUCCUCGUCCAACCCCUCAGCGAACCCCAGUUCGAAAGUCCCAGCUUGUAUUCAACUAUACCGCAUAUCCCGAACCGUUCUCGUUCACCGUAUAUCGCCGUUCCACCAGGGAAGCCCUAUUCUCAACGCGCGGCCAUCCCCUGAUAUUCGAGGACCAGUAUCUCCGCUUGAAGACUUCCCUUCCCCGAGACGCCAACAUCUACGGACUGGGAGAACAUACAGAAACCUUCCGUCUGGACCCCGACAACCAUGGCAGAGGCAUGGUGCGAACCUUAUGGAGUCGGGACUCGUUCGGGCUUCCCAACGGCACCAACCUCUACGGCAACCACCCUGUGUAUUUCGAGCAUCGUGUAACAGGAACGCAUGGUGUCUUCCUUCUCAAUUCGAACGGGAUGGACAUCAAACUCAAUCGAACGAGUUCAGGAGCAUCCCUCGAAUACAACGUGCUUGGCGGUGUUCUUGACUUCUACUUCCUGGCGGGGAGCGAGACAGAGCCUGAGGAGGUGGCAAAGCAGUAUGCCGAACUGGCUGGGCUCCCAGCGGAAGUACCGUAUUGGGGGUUAGGAUUCCACCAGUGUCGGUUCGGAUACAAAGACUUUGUGGACGUCGCAGGCGUGAUCUCCAAAUACAAGGCGUCAGGGAUACCACUAGAGACGAUGUGGGCUGAUAUCGACUACAUGGAUCGCCGUCUUAUCUUCACCCUGGACCCUCAAUACUUCCCUCUCAACCGAAUGCGAGAGAUCGUGGACUAUCUACACCGGAAUAAUCAGCACUUCAUUGUCAUGACGGACCCUGCUGUAGGCUACCUCCCGAACGCAGGGUACGGGCCUUAUGACCGGGGAGAAGAGUUGGGUGUUUGGGUGAAGAAUCCAGACGGAUCGAACCACCUGGGCUUGGUUUGGCCCGGCGUGACCGUGAUCCCGGACUGGUUCCACCCCAAGGUUGAAGAAUAUUGGACUGCAGAGUUUGCGCGGUUUUACGAUUCGGAGACUGGUCUCGACAUUGACGGGGCAUGGAUCGACAUGAACGAACCGGCUAGCUUCUGCGAAUAUCCCUGCAACGACCCUUUCGAAGAAGCCGAGAAACAAAACCUUCCACCACCCCGCAACAAUCCCCCUCCCAACGCCGAUGCACCAAUCUUCACCGACGAUGUAGAUCAGAGGGACUUCAAAGCAGAGAACGACGUCCGCGCGACCGAAGAAGCACCCAAUGCCAUCGUGAUUAACGCUCACGACAGGAAUCAACCCUCUGUCAAACGCCAGUCGGGAAGCACCGAGGAGGAUCUACUGCUCGAGCCGCUGUAUGCCAUCGAAAAUGCCGCGGGAGCGCUAUCCGCGAGAACCGCCUACACGACAGCAGUCCAUGCGAACGGACUUCGAGAAUACGACACCCACAACCUCUAUGGCACGAUGAUGUCUUCAUACACCCGCAAAGCAAUGCUAGCUCGACGCCCUGGUCGUCGUCCCCUAAUCAUCACCCGUUCAACCUUCGCUGGGGCAGGACGGGAUGUAGGAAAGUGGCUGGGUGACAACUACAGCACCUGGGCCCAUUACCGCGUCAGCAUCGCCGGGAUGCUGAACUUUGCCUCCGUGUUUGGCAUGCCGAUGGUUGGAAGCGAUGUUUGUGGGUUUGCGGGGAAUACAACCGAGGAGCUAUGUGCGAGUCAGGAGUUUUACAUCUGGCCGAAGACUAGACAAGCAGCGAAAGCGGCGAUCGACAUUAGAUAUCGUCUCCUGGAUUACCUGUAUACCGCGCUCAACAAGGGUCAUCUUGACGGGACGCCAGUUCUCUCGCCCCUCUGGUACAAGUACCCUAAGGACAAGACCACCUUCCCGAUCGAUCUUCAGUUCUUCUACGGCCCCUCCUUGCUCGUUUCUCCCGUUACAGAUGAGGGCACCUCCACUGCAACGUACUACCUGCCGAAGGAUACCUGGUACGACUUCGCCACCCUCGCCCCAGUCCCAAUGUCCAGCACAGGCACGUGGGUCACCAGUCGAGCUUCAUUCACCCAAAUCCCUCUCCACAUCAAAGGAGGGUCUAUCAUCCCAAUGCGCACCGAAAGCGCUCUGACGACCGCCGAACUUCGAACCAAGCCUUUCAACCUUAUAAUCGCUCCCAGCCACGAUGGUUCGGCAAGCGGCACUCUCUACAUCGACGACGGCGAAACCAUCGACCCUCCCCAGUCUCAAACCACCUUCGUCGAUGUGAAGUUUAGGAAGGGAAGGCUGGUUGUGGAUGGACGGUUUGCUUAUGAUGCUGGGGAGGGCGUGGGGUGGCGAACGGUGAAGAUCUUGGGCGUUGAAAAGCAACCGCGGGGUGUGGAGCUCGAUGGGAGGGACUUGGAAGUCGAUGGUAAAGCGAUGAAGUAUGAUAGGGAGAGGAAGGUCUUGGAGAUCGAGGUCGAAACUCCAAAAUUAGGAGGUUUCGAAGUCAUCUUGAAAUAG
Molecule: messenger RNA, 2649 nt
Organism: Coprinopsis cinerea okayama7#130
Lineage: Eukaryota; Fungi; Basidiomycota; Agaricomycetes; Agaricales; Psathyrellaceae
Product: alpha-glucosidase
Exons: 11
Coding region: 1-2649 (882 amino acids)
Biological process (GO): carbohydrate metabolic process
Molecular function (GO): hydrolase activity, hydrolyzing O-glycosyl compounds; carbohydrate binding
Source: RefSeq, a predicted model, not a curated record